Physcomitrium patens is the source of this 1949-nucleotide messenger RNA. The record is from RefSeq and is a predicted model, not a curated record. NCBI's taxonomy places the organism in Eukaryota, Viridiplantae, Streptophyta, Bryopsida, Funariales, Funariaceae.
UUUCCUUCUUGAGGGAGAGCCCUUCAAAACCAUUGGUAGUUUCACUUUUUUAGUAAACAGGGUGCCUCAGCUAUCCUUCGGGCCAUUUAUUGGCAUGCUUAGUUUGUGUGGUGCUUUGCAGCAACUUGUUGGAAUGCAUUCUUGGGAUCUCAUACAUUGGUGCGGUUUUGCUUAUUAUCAGAUCUAAAGCCUGAAGCGCAGGGGGGCUGGAAGAUUAAUUUUGACUUGAAGAGUUUCAUGUGGUUUACCUCCCAUGGAUUUAGAGGAAGACCUUGUGCCACAUUUUAGAGAGGAUGCAUGUGUCGCUAUUCAUGGAUUGAUUGCAGAUGCUCUAUAUAGGUGCUCGAGACAGAGCGAUGCGACUCAAAUUGCUGUGAGGAUUUGGACAUUGCCUCCCACUACGCUGUCUUUGUCUCCGAUCUUUAUAUUCUCGGUGGCCCAUUCUGGACCCGGUAUUAAGGCUUCUGAGUUUCGCAAUUGUUUCCCUCAGUUUACCAAGUCAUGCUAUUCUACUCCAUCCACUCAAUGUGGUCUUCGAUGGGGUGGUGUUGUGCGAAUACUAACGGCAGACACUGGAGAGAAAUCUUUGUGUCAUUACGAGAUACUGGUGCGAUCAGACAACGGAUCUGAAAUUGUUCAGCUUCCGCAUGCAGAAGUUGACACGGAGUUUGUUAGCGGAGUUGUGAGCGAGAUAAUUGUUACGGGCUGCGUUCAUGAAUUGGUCGAUUUUGCUAGAUCUAUCUGCGAUAAGACACCCAUGCUUAUGCUGAAGAACGUAACCCUUGACUUUUUCCUACAAAGCACAUUUAUAGAUGACAUUGGGCACCAUGUGAAAGGACUUCGUAUGUGUGAUGGCAAUACAUCGUUGGAAAUUUUUUCAGCAGAGGAGAUGCUCUGCUUUGGAGCUAUUCAGUAUCUAAGUUGCUGUAGAUGUGGAUUUCCUGAAGGAUCCCCUGCAGACCUGCGUUUUCGAGAGACUGUGCAAGUUGGAGUAGGUCACGCUGGAUCGACGGAUGCAAAAUGGAGACUUGACGCUUGCAUUGCCCUCAUUGAUGUCACUAUGGCUGAUGAAAUAUUUGAUACUAUUGAUUCUCGAACAUCAGUGGUUAUAUACUUCGAAGAUGGCUGCUACACACCGACUCCUGAAUCAGUUCUUAAAGGCUUGGGCAGAGUGGAGUGGACCAAGUUUGGUCUGCAAGUCAAGGAAUUUCAGGUAGCUGACUCAGGAGAAGCAAUCAUACAGUUCGAUGAACCAAGAAGAAUUUCAGCAAUGUUUAUGGUCUUGCACCUCCAUCAGAAUUUAGGAAUUUUACGAAGAUCACACUCACCAGUCGGGGGAAGAAUGGUGAAGGUUGCAGCGGAGGCCUGCAUGAAUGAACUGAAAGCCAAAUACCCUGAGCAUUUUCAGAGUGAAAAUGCAACGCAAAUGCGGCGUAUUGCGACUGAUGUCGCUGAGUGCAUCGCCAAUAUGAUCACCUCAUCCACAAAUGACACAUUUCGACAGGAAUGUGCAUCGAUCCUGCAACUGCCAAUCCAUAGUUUGGAUGAGGUCGAAAGUUUUAUGCGUUCAAGGAUGUUUGACAUUAUCCAGCAACAUGAUGGGUGCACGAAGCGAACUCGAACAGGAAAAACCAUUGAGCACUUCACACUUGAACCUGAACUUACCGAAGCGGACGAGGGGUUCCUGUUCUACGACCAUGAAGACCAAGAGUUUGUGUAAUAUUCUUGAAAACUCAGUUUUCUAACACCCCAAACUGUUGAUUUAAAAACCUCCAGCUAAUCAAUGUCUGAUAGUGAUCCAAUCAUAUAGCUACACAAACAUAGAACCAGUGUCAUUAACCUGUCCUUCAUUGAUAAGUUGCAAAUUACGUUGACACUAUUUGUAACUUUCGAAAUUUGCAAUCUUGGAAAGCUUCAAAUAAAUAAAUAAAAUAACAGUCUUCACAUCU